GUAGAAGGUGCUGGGAUCCCACAGCAGCUAAACCAUGGCUGAAGGGGAGAUUACUACCUUCGCGGCCCUGACUGAGAAGUUUGACCUGUUUUCAGGGAAUUACAAGCAGCCCAAACUGCUCUACUGUAGCAACGGGGGCUAUUUCCUGCGCAUCCUUCCAGAUGGUACAGUGGACGGAACCAGGGACCGGAGUGACCAGCACAUUCAGCUGCAGCUCAGUGCGGAAAGCGUGGGGGAGGUGUAUAUAAAGAGCACGGAGACUGGCCAGUACUUGGCCAUGGACACCGACGGGCUUUUAUACGGCUCACAAACACCGAAUGAGGAAUGUUUGUUCCUGGAAAGGCUGGAGGAAAACCAUUACAACACCUACACCUCCAAAAUGCAUGCCGAGAAGAACUGGUUUGUGGGUCUCAAGAAGAACGGGAGCAGCAAGCGUGGUCCUCGGACUCACUACGGCCAGAAGGCGAUUUUGUUCCUUCCUCUGCCCAUCUCCUCUGACUAGAGAGACGUGCUGAAUACUCCCGAGGAACCUGAUGGGGUUCUACCCAGCUGACCCCAGAUUGUUCCUUUGACCAUUGGCUAUGCUCACUCCUGGCUCCCCCUGAGCCUGAUCCCUUAAAUAAUGCACUUCCCCGUGCCCAGCACCCUCCUUUGGCCUCUAGAGCACUUUACCCAAGCCCAGUUUGGAAGGGAAGGACCAAAUUGCUUCCAGGGGCCACCUGGCUGCCCAUGGUGGGUCUGGUUUGAACGUCCAGUUGCUUCUGGGCUCCUGCAGGCUGAGCCUUUUUGUGCCAACAUGAGGCCAAAUGAGAUGUGGGAAGCAUCUGCCAAACCUCUAGUAAGGGCAUCCAGUUCCCUCUGCUAAGUGAACCCUGCUUGUGAUUUCCCCCCAACAUCUGCCCUUGGUCCUUGCAAAGCCCCACAAAUAGUGGCAGAGAAGCUCACAGUGAUGUUACAUGAAUAGAAAGAGAAUCCCAACAAUCUCCCCUUAGAUACAAAAGAGAUGAAAGGCCAGGACAGUUGAAAAGGUGUGGGGGGGGGGGUGGAGGGGCAAGUAUAUCUUAGAAGGAAGGGAAGUCUAAAUUUCCAAAUGACAGAAGUGGGGUUGGAAGACUGAACCUCAAGAAAGCAGUAGAAACAAGUAGCUUCAGGGUUCCUCAAAGUCUGGUCUCAGCUGGUUGCUCCGAGAGUGUGAGGUUGGAAGAGAAGCAGGUUCCUUGAAGGUGGACAUUCAGCCAGGCCCAGGGAGUUUAUGAGAGUGAAAAGAAAGGAGUGUCCAGGACUGUGAGGAUAUUUAUACCCUCAAGAGGAAGACUUAGACGUGCGAAGAGUCCAGGAUGCUUUGUGCAGAACCUGAGACAGAGUAGUAUUGGGGUGCAGCAUAAUCCUCAUGGAUGUUCAGGAUGUAGUUUGAGGGGAAAUGCAGGCUCGGGGGGGUUCCUGAUAAAGUCCUGUCAUUUCUCACAAGCUCCCAGGUGUCAACUAUGCUGCUUUUUCCUACCCCCACCACCAACUCCAAGCAGCCAGAUCCAGAAGAAUGGAGCACAAAUGAAGGUGACUCAAAGCCAUCCCACCCCCCCAAAAUCUGCCUGGCCUUCCUCUGAAACACUGCAUUCCCACCAUCUCCCUGAGCAUCAGAGCAUACCCACAGCCCUCCCACUUGCAUUAAGGAGCAUGAAUGCAAGGUGCUUUGACCCGAUGCCUACACACUGCCCACGCAGAAGAGCUACAAAGCAUACUGCAAAAACCGUUAAACCCUAGCAAACGGGUUUCCAAAGGGUCCCUGUAUGUUAUGAUUACUUAUAUAAAUAUGCUUCCUACUUAAAGUAAACUUGACCCAAGUGGCUAGCAAAUUAGAAACAUUGUUCAUCUCUGAUAUAUAAUACUGCUGCCAUGCAAAGGCCUUUAAGAAGCCAUUGAAAUUCACUGUGAGACUGUUUUAAUCCUAUUUAAAAGUAUAUAGCUCAGAGGCAAUUGCACUGAUUAACAUUCAGCUAUUAGGAAUGAUAAUAAGAGGACAUGAUAUAUAAGCUACUAAAUCAUCUACUACUUACACUACAUUUACCUAGAAAAUGAGAUUUAUUUUUUUUCCCUUCCACUGAGGUGAAAUAAAUUUUCCUUUGGAAAUGGGGACUCUUCUGCAACCAUAUAAUCAUUGUGGAUAAAGAAACUAUGAGAAUGUUAGCUUAUGUUUUUGUAAAAUACUGAAUGAAUCAUUAAUUAAAAUAAUUCCUUGGCAAUGGCUGUCAUAUUUAGAAUGCAAGAGCAAUGACAAUUUAUGAAAGUUCACAGUGACAGUGUAACUGAAAAACUGAGCUAAGUUAACAUUAUGGUUACUCAUGCCGCUCUGCAUUUGUACAACAUAAUGAUUUCAGAACUUUAGUUUUGUUACUUGGGUAAAAUGAUUCUGUUUUAUUUGAGGCAAUCUUUGCAGGCAAGUUAAGGAUAGUACAGUGUAACUUUAAAACUCUUUACUAUGAAGAUUUAGCCAGAAAAAGUACCUAGAGAGGAAAUCCAAGAUAUUAAUAAUGGUCCAUAAUUUCUAGCAUCCGAAUCAAAUUCAAGUAUAAUGUUAGCCAAGAAAAAUUAAAUCCUGUUGCUAACAGAUGAAACAGAACUCUGUGGUUUCUGAAAUCCAAAUACUGUAGAAGGAACAGGGGCUGUAACUUCUACUACCUUUGCCAGUCAUCUUGGGCAGAUUUGUUCAAUGGAUUUAAGUGCCUACUUUGUACCAGAUACUGGAAGGGGUACUAGGGAUUUUAGGAACCUGUCUGUCUGGUCUGCUGCUGUAUUCUCUCCCUGGGCAUUAUAUUUAUGAUGAAAAA
Molecule: messenger RNA, 2825 nt
Organism: Suncus etruscus (white-toothed pygmy shrew)
Lineage: Eukaryota; Metazoa; Chordata; Mammalia; Eulipotyphla; Soricidae
Gene: FGF1
Product: fibroblast growth factor 1
Exons: 3
Coding region: 35-502 (155 amino acids)
Biological process (GO): fibroblast growth factor receptor signaling pathway; positive regulation of gene expression; positive regulation of cell population proliferation
Cellular component (GO): cytoplasm
Molecular function (GO): fibroblast growth factor receptor binding; growth factor activity
Source: RefSeq, a predicted model, not a curated record